AUGGUUUGGGUAGACAAAAGUAAUUCAUUAACAGAGUUAAGACUUUGGAUAACAAAACUCAGGAGAACUAAUUGUAAACCUAAAACUGGGAUUGAUGCACUUACAGAAUGCAACAAAGAGAUACACCCUAACAUUUAUUUAUUAUUAAAAAUAUUGUGUACAUUACCCGUAUCUACCACUACUCCUGAACAUAUGUUUUCAGCUCUAAAAAAAGUUAAAACAUACCUACGGAAUACUAUGACUGAAGAUAGGUUAAAUGGGUUAAGUAUGAUGGCGGUCAAUAGAGACAAUAAAGUUAAUCCUGAAGAUGUAUUUGAUGAUAUUUCUAAGAGACCAAGGAAAUAG
Acyrthosiphon pisum (pea aphid) is the source of this 345-nucleotide messenger RNA. Its product is annotated as 52 kDa repressor of the inhibitor of the protein kinase-like. The record is from RefSeq and is a predicted model, not a curated record. The transcript is spliced from 3 exons. Gene Ontology annotation, molecular function: protein dimerization activity. Lineage: Eukaryota; Metazoa; Arthropoda; Insecta; Hemiptera; Aphididae. Bases 1 to 345 code for a protein of 114 amino acids.